AUAUUACUUUAUGGCUGCUUUGCCAUUAGAACCAGCAAAAUGGUAGUAAGCACGAUAUAGUAUUUAAAACGUCCAUUACACGUGCACGAUUACUAGUGAACAGCAAAUCCCUUGAAACAAAGCCCCAAAACCCAAUCUAUCCUCAAUUGAUUUACGAGAAAAUCACGAGAAAAAACUAAACCACCAAAUUCGUUGCAAGGCUUUUCCUGCACUGUAGAUACACGGCCUAGCAGCAUCGCUGUCAGAGUCAGAUCUAAACCCCCAUAAAAUCCCUGCUCCCCGCCGACAAACCCCUCAUCCUGCCUCGCGAAUCCCACCCGAUCGCCGUCGCCGCCGCCGCCGCCGCCGUCGUCGUGCGUCGUCACCGCCAGCCUCCAAUGCGCAGCGCAGGGGAGGGGAGGCCUGGCUCCGGCGCGGCGGAGGCGCGGGGAAGUCGCCGCCGCGGAUGUGCGUCGCGGUGGCGGUGCUCGUCGCCGGAACCGUCUGGCUCUGCGCGUCAUCGGCGGGCUUCAUGGGAGGCCCCUACGGCGGCUACAGGGUUCAGGAUGUUGAUGUGAAUAAGUUGUGGACGACUGCUGGUUCAAAUGGUUGGAGAGCAUCUUCUGCACCACGGUCAUAUUGGCCUCCCCCUCCAGCUGAGACUAAUGGAUACUUGCGUGUUCGGUGCAAUGGCGGAUUGAAUCAACAAAGAAGUGCUAUAUGUAAUGCUGUUGUUGCAGCUCGUAUAAUGAAUGCUACAUUAGUUCUACCAGAGCUUGAUACAAAUUCUUUCUGGCGGGAUAAAAGUGGUUUUCCAGGUAUCUAUGAUGUUCCCCAUUUUCUGAAGACUUUAAAACAUGAUGUUCAUAUUGUUACAAGCCUGCCCGGGAUUAUGUCAAAAGGGAAGACUAAGAAGCUCAAAGCUCAUAAGAUUGUGCCACCUAGAGAUGCUCCGCUAAGUUGGUAUACAACAUUGGCUUUGGAAGAAAUGAAGAAGUAUGGGGCUAUAUAUUUAACUCCUUUCUCACACCGCUUAGCAGAAGAUAUUGAUGAUCCAGAGCUCCAGAGGUUGAGAUGCCGAGUGAAUUACCACGCACUACGAUUUAAGCCACAUAUCAUGAAAAUUAGCAAUGAGAUAGUGAACAAGCUACGGUCUGAAGGCCACUUCAUGUCAAUUCAUCUUCGAUUUGAGAUGGACAUGCUUGCUUUUGCUGGAUGCAUUGAUAUAUUUACCCCAGAAGAACAGAAAAUUCUGAUCGAAUACCGUGAAAAAAAUUUUGCAAAGAAAAUCCUUGUUUACAAGGAUAGAAGAAUCAUAGGGAAGUGCCCCUUGACUCCAGAAGAGGUGGGCCUUAUCCUUCGUGCCAUUGGUUUUGACAAUUCAACCCGUAUUUAUCUUGCAUCUGGUGAGAUAUUUGGUGGUGAUCGAUUCAUGAGUCCAUUUAGAGCAAUGUUUCCUCGCCUAGAUAACCACAGUUCAGUUGGACCUGAAAAGCUGGAAGAAAAUACUCGAGGCUUGGCUGGAUCAGCAGUAGAUUAUAUGGUCUGUCUCCUGUCGGAUAUCUUCAUGCCCACGUACGAUGGUCCAAGCAACUUUGCAAACAACCUCAUGGGCCACCGCCUCUACUAUGGCUUCCAGACAACAAUUACACCAAACAGGAAGGCCCUUGCUCCAAUAUUCAUGGACAGGGAGGAAGGCCAUGUAACCGGUUUUGAGGAUCGAGUCAGGCAAGUAAUGUUCAACACACACUUUGGCGGUCCACACAAGCGCAUUCAUCCAGAGUCUUUCUAUACAAACUCAUGGCCUGAGUGCUUCUGCCAUAUGAACCCAAUGAAUCCAUCUGACAAGUGCCCCUCGGAUGAUCCACAUGACGUUCUAGGUGGUCAGUUGCAGAAUGAAGAAAUUGAAGAUGUAGAUUUGAAGACCACUGACAAGAUUGAGUCUAUUACCCAAAUUGAAGAGACUAUGAUUUAAGUGAGACCCAGCCAUUAUAACUUCAUGACUGAAACGUGGCAUUGUUGGGCUGUUGCCAUUGUUGGGUCAAGGGGUAAACUGAAAUAUGACUAUCAAGGAGGAACUGUUGAUCAGGGAAGACGGCAUGGUGGCUUUAGGCAGGUUAUUCCGGUGAAUCGGUGAUGGCAUACUGAUGAUUGAUUGGCUGCAAGUACUACGUUAGUACGUAUAAGCAAGAUGUUGUCAGCUGGUAUUCGUCAUUGUGGGCGUCUAUUGAUGUAGGACGCAGCUAAAGAGGGCGAUAGACGAUCGCCAACCGCGCGAGAACGCCGUCAGACCUCUGAACGAUCAGUUUUUCAUGAUGGUUUUUUUUAUUGUAUAUGGGUACUUCAAGGUUGUCGUAAUGUCAACCAGAGUUUAAACGAUAUGCGAUAAAAUAUACAUUAUUUUGUAAAUACUGAAACUACUAUAUUAUAUAGUUAACCUACUUAUGUAUGAAUACCAUAUGCAUA
Molecule: messenger RNA, 2445 nt
Organism: Oryza sativa Japonica Group (Japanese rice)
Lineage: Eukaryota; Viridiplantae; Streptophyta; Magnoliopsida; Poales; Poaceae
Product: O-fucosyltransferase 1
Cellular component (GO): cytoplasm; trans-Golgi network; endosome
Source: RefSeq, a predicted model, not a curated record